Messenger RNA from Ochotona curzoniae (black-lipped pika), 3286 nucleotides. It is a transcript of the gene ANKRD35, whose product is annotated as ankyrin repeat domain 35. Bases 29 to 3058 code for a protein of 1009 amino acids. Lineage: Eukaryota; Metazoa; Chordata; Mammalia; Lagomorpha; Ochotonidae. The transcript has 14 exons. The record is from RefSeq and is a predicted model, not a curated record. Gene Ontology annotation, molecular function: actin binding.
CCGUCCCCCGGUGGCCCUGACCCCGGCCAUGAAGCGUUUCUUCUCCUGCUCCAGUUCACAAGUGGCGGUGGAGAGAUGGAACCGUCGUGACCAGAAGUUGCUGGAGGCAGUGCAACGGGGCGACGUGGGACGCGUGGCUGCCCUUGCCUCCAGGAAAUCUGCCCGACCCACCAAGCUAGACUCAAACGGCCAGUCCCCGUUUCAUCUGGCAGCUUCCAAAGGCCUGACCGAGUGUCUGACAAUAUUGCUUGCCAAUGGGGCUGACAUCAACAGCAAGAAUGAGGAUGGAAGCACUGCCUUGCACUUAGCCACCAUCUCCUGCCAGCCACAAUGUGUCAAGGUCCUGCUUCAGCAUGGUGCUAAUGAAGACGCUGUGGAUGCAGAAAACCGUAGUCCACUGCACUGGGCAGCUUCCUCGGGCUGUGCUUCAAGUGUUCUCCUGCUCUGUGACCAUGAAGCCUUCCUGGAUGUGUUGGAUAACGAUGGACGAACACCUCUAAUGAUUGCGUCACUUGGUGGGCACGCAGCCAUCUGCUCACAGCUGCUGCAGAGAGGCGCCCGAGUCAACGUCACUGACAAGGAUGACAAGUCAGCUCUGAUCCUGGCCUGCGAGAAAGGUAGCGCCGAGGUGGCGGAGCUGCUCCUGAGCCACGGGGCAGAUGCCGGGGCAGUGGACAGCAUGGGGCAUGAUGCUCUGCAUUACGCACUGCUCACACAAGACAAGGCACUGUGGAAGCUGCUACGGCAGGCCCUGAACCGCCGGCGGCGCGGAGGUCAGGGACUAGUCCAACACCCAGACCUUGUAUCCCAGGCCUCUUCAUCAGAGCCUCAGGUGGGUUCUCCACCAAAAAGCCCCUGGAGAGCAGAACCUGAGGAGGAGCAGGAGGAAGAGGAGGAUGAAGGCCCACGCUCGGAAGAGUGGAGGUACAAGUACAAAGAGGAGCAGAGGAAAGUUUGUCAGUUGGAGCAGGAGCUCGUGCAGAAGACUGAAGAGUGCAAGGCUCAAGCUGCAGCCUACCUGGGCCUGGAGAACCACAUUCGAGAGCAGGUGCAGGAGCUAGGGCUCCUCCUGGCCCAAGAGCCUGGAGCCCCAGGAGGGCAGAGCUCCUGUGUCCUGCCUGGAGGAGAAGGCAUGGAGCAGGGUUGUCCUCUGGACUUGCUGACCGAGUGUGUACAAGAGCUAAAGAAGCAGCACCAGGCCACAGCCACAGUAAACACAGCAUUCACUCCCAAGAGAGCUGAGGAUUCAGCUCCAGCGGGUAGGGAGAUCCAGUGUCAAGUCCAAGGAACUUCCCCACCAAUAGAACAGGGGUUACCCCAGAGCCCAAGGCCAGAGACCAUCAGGAAACCCACAGAACAAACUCUCAAUUCUAAGGGACAGACCACCAACAGAGCACAGAUCCCUGGCCCUGCCCACCCUAACCAACAGGGUACUAUGCCAGUAGGUCUGAUCCAAGCCCCAGCAGGUGAGCCAGCUGACACAGUGGCCAGCCCAAAGGGCACAGCAGCCCUGACCCAGCUCCUGCUGCAACUAAGGGAGGAACUGGCUGCAGUGUGGCGUGAGAAAGAUGCAGCUUGGGGAGCUUUGUCAAGACCCGUCCUGGAAGGAGCUCUGGGGACUCCCCGGGCUGAGGCUGCAGCAGCUGCCUGGGAGAAGAUGGAGGCCCGGUUAGAGCAAGUGCUGGUGAGGUUGGACAGGGCCAAAGCAGGGCUACAGGUGAAAGCGGAGGUCCCUGAGCCAGAGUUCAGACAGGGUGAUCCAAAGGCAGCUCCAAGGAGGAGCAGAAAAGAUGAAGAGGAGAAAAGGGCCUUGGGGCCCCGGGGGGAACCUCUAGGGGCCGUAGGAGAAGAGCUGUCUCCUGGAGGGACAGUUGUGGCCAAGGGCCAGCUGGAGAAAGAGGUGUCAGCCCUGAGACUGAGCAACAGCAACUUGUUGGAGGAGUUGGGGGAGCUGGGGCGCGAGCGGCAGCGCUUGCAGGGAGAGCUGCAGUCCCUGAGCCAGCGGCUCCAGCACGAGUUUGUGCCCAAGCCAGAGGCACAGGUGCAGCUCCAGCAGCUGCGACACAGUGUGGGACUGCUGACGGAUGAGCUGGCCUUGGAGAAGGAGGCCACCGAGAAGCUACGGAAGCGCCUGGCCUCCCAGAGCAGCGGCCUUCGGGGGCUGUGGGAUUGCCUGCCCCCAGACCUCGUGGGCAACGGUCGUCCGCGGAGCCCGGCCGCUGAGCCCCUGGAGGAGCUGCAGGCCUGCAUCAGCACGCUGGUGGACAGGCACCGGGAGGCCCAACAGGUGCUGGUUCGGCUGGAGAAGGAAAACCAGCAGCUGCGCGGGUCCCUGUCCCCAGGUGGAGAGCCUGGCCCCUCUUCCAAAGCCGCAGCAUCCCCCCAAGUGGCUGCUUUGGAGCAAGACCUGGGGAAGUUGGAGGAAGAGCUGCGAGCCGUCCAGGCCACGAUGAGCGGCAAGAGCCAGGAGAUCGGCAAGCUGAAGCAGCUGCUCUACCAAGCCACAGAGGAGGUAGCUGAGCUGCGGGCCCGCGAGGCGGCGAGCAUGCGACAGCACGAGAAAACCCGGGGUUCUCUGGUGGCCCAGGCUCAGGCCUGGGGCCAGGAGCUGAAAGCACUGCUGGAAAAGUAUAACAUGGCAUGCCGCGAGAUGGGCCGGUUGCGCGAGGCGGUGGCAGAGGAGCGCCGCAGGAGCGGGGACCUGGCGGCCCGCGCAGCUGAGCAGGAGCGCCAGGCCAAGGAGAUGCGCGGGCGCUCAGAGCAGUUUGAGAAAACGGCGGAGCUGCUCAAAGAGAAGGUGGAACACCUUAUUGGGGCCUGCCGGGACAAGGAAGCUAAGAUCAAGGAGUUAUUGAAGAAGCUGGAGCAACUUUCAGAGGAAGUGCUAGCAGUCCGGGGAGAAAACGCUCGCCUUGCCCUGCAGCUGCAGGAUGCCCAGAAGAACCAUGAGGAGAUCAUCUCAACCUAUAGAAACCAUCUGCUGAAUGCUGCUCGGGGCUACAUGGAACAAGAUGUUUACAGUAUCCUACUAAGAAUCCUCAGCAUGCAAGAGGAGUGAGGUGGCCUCCCUGCGAGCCAAGAGACAGAUUUCUGUGUUGGAAUAAAAGCAUCCUUCCUGAUGGCUGUUGGAGGCUCUAUCAAGGUGGGGUUGUGGAGGGAGGAGGCCUCACCCAACAUCAUGGAUCCUAGCCUGAAAAUGUACAUCUCGGGAUUAGCAUGGAUGAGCCCAGAGGAGGAUGAAAUCCAGGAUGGAGACCAAGUCUGUGGCAAAUAAAGCAGGGGGCAG